AUGUCUCCAAUUGCUGCAUCGCCUUCUAAAGGCUAUAAGUCAGAAUCUACAUUGGCUAGAUUGUUGGGCUCAGGAUCUGCCGGUAUUGCUGAGCUUGCUGUCUUUCAUCCUGUCGACACAAUCGCAAAGAGAUUGAUGAGCAAUCAGGGAUCGACCAAGGGCAAGUUGGCAGAAGUUAUCUUCAAGGACAAGGCAACAGCAUCUGUCGGCACCAAAUUCUUUUCUCUCUUCCCGGGUCUAGGAUAUGCUGCAGGAUACAAAGUCCUACAAAGGGUCUACAAGUAUGGUGGACAACCAUUUGUUCGCGAUUAUCUUACUACACACCACGGUAGUACUUUCGAAAACACAUUUGGCAAAAAGACUGGAAAGGCGAUGAUGAGUUCAGUAGCAGGAAGUCUUGUUGGAAUUGGAGAGAUUGUCCUCCUUCCCCUCGAUGUUCUCAAGAUCAAGCGUCAGACAAACCCUGAGGCUUUCAGAGGACGAGGUGUUGUCAGAAUCGUUAGAGAUGAAGGGUUUGGAUUGUAUAGAGGCUGGCAAUGGACCGCUGCAAGAAAUGCACCAGGAUCCUUUGCUCUCUUCGGAGGAUCUGCCUUUGCUAAAGGAUACCUUUUCAAUUUGAACGAUUACAACAAGGCCACCUGGUUCCAGAACUUUGUGGCUUCUAUCGCCGGUGCUUCUGCAUCUCUUGUCGUCUCCGCACCUCUCGAUGUUAUCAAGACUCGUAUCCAAAACCGUAACUUCGAGAACCCAGAAAGUGGUUUCAGAAUUGUGUCAAGCAUGAUGAAGAAUGAGGGAAUGACUAGUUUCUUCAAAGGUUUAACACCAAAGCUAUUGAUGACUGGACCAAAAUUGGUGUUCUCUUUCUGGCUUGCACAAACUUUAAUCCCUGCUUUUGAUAUUGCUCUUUCCAAAUAGAAUGUUCGUGCGCCUCGUAAUGUAAUAAUACCAAGACGGAUGGGAUGGAAAACUGGCGUUUAAUGAUAUAAAACGAUAUAUUGUACCCUCCUUGUAGAUAGCUGG
This is a messenger RNA of Botrytis fragariae, 1020 nucleotides long. Its product is annotated as putative mitochondrial carrier protein yhm1 protein. Bases 1 to 915 code for a protein of 304 amino acids. Gene Ontology annotation, molecular function: guanine nucleotide transmembrane transporter activity. The transcript has 6 exons. The record is from RefSeq and is a predicted model, not a curated record. NCBI's taxonomy places the organism in Eukaryota, Fungi, Ascomycota, Leotiomycetes, Helotiales, Sclerotiniaceae. Gene Ontology annotation, cellular component: mitochondrion.